Molecule: messenger RNA, 921 nt
Organism: Mirounga angustirostris (Northern elephant seal)
Lineage: Eukaryota; Metazoa; Chordata; Mammalia; Carnivora; Phocidae
Product: olfactory receptor 2A2-like
Biological process (GO): G protein-coupled receptor signaling pathway; detection of chemical stimulus involved in sensory perception of smell
Cellular component (GO): plasma membrane
Molecular function (GO): G protein-coupled receptor activity; olfactory receptor activity
Source: RefSeq, a predicted model, not a curated record
AUGGGAAGCAACCAGUCAUGGGUCACAGAAUUCAUCUUGGUGGGACUCCAGCUCGGUGCAGAGAUGGAAGUAUUCCUCUUCUGGAUCUUCUCCCUGUUCUACAUCUGCAGUCUGUUGGCAAAUAGCAUGAUCUUUGGACUCAUCUGUCUGGACCUGAGACUGCACACCCCCAUGUACUUCUUCCUCUCACACCUGGCUGUCAUUGACAUGUCCUAUGCAUCCAAUAAUGUCCCCAAGAUGUUGGCAAACUUAGUGACUCAGAAGAGAACCAUCUCCUUUGUCCCAUGCAUAAUGCAGACAUUUUUGUAUUUGGGUUUUGCUGCUACAGAGUGCCUGAUUUUGGUGGCGAUGUCCUAUGAUAGGUUUGUUGCAAUCUGUCGUCCUCUCCAGUACACUGUCAUCAUGAGCUGGAGAGUGUGCUUGGUUCUGGCUGUCACUUUCUGGUCAUGUGGAUUUAUUCUGUCUCUGGUACAUGCAAUUCUCGUUCUAAGGUUGCCCUUCUGUGGACCCAGGGAAGUGAACCACCUCUUCUGUGAAACUGUCCUCAAGCUGGCCUGUGCUGAUACAUGGAUCAACCAGGUGGUUAUCCUUGCUGCCUGUAUGCUUGUCUUAGUCGGGCUACUCUGCUUAAUGCUAGUCUCCUACAUGUGCAUCCUCUGGGCCAUCCUAAAGAUCCAGUCAAAGGAGGGCCGAAGAAAGGCCUUCUCCACCUGCUCCUCCCACCUCUGUGUGGUGGGGCUCUUCUUUGGCAUAGCCAUGGUGGUUUAUAUGGUCCCAGACUCCAAUCAACCUGAAGAGCUGGAGAAAAUACUGUCUCUAUUCAGUCUCUUUAACCCAAUGCUGAAUCCCCUCAUCUACAGCCUGAGGAAUGCUCAGGUGAAGGCUUCUUUGUAUAGAGUACUGCAGAAAAGACCCAUGUGA